ACAAAUUUCCACCACACUCAACAAACACACGACACUACGAACCUACGCCGCGAACUCUGAAGAAUCCCCACACGUUCCCUGGCAUCAUAGCGACACUGAGGUAUUACAAACCUCUCACUUCUCUCUAUUCGCGCGAGCGCCUCCCAUAUUGCUGAGCUCCGCGUUUGCGGGAGACAGUCGCCUCCAGCAUGUCCAUCGACUUCCCGAAGGAAGAAGAGCGCAUCCUUGCUUACUGGAGAGAGAUUGAUGCUUUUCAACGUCAAGUCGAGCUAUCGAAAGGUCGCCCACCUUAUACCUUCUAUGAUGGGCCUCCAUUUGCGACCGGCCUCCCCCACUAUGGCCAUCUCUUAGCUUCCACCAUUAAAGACAUUAUACCCCGAUACUGGUCCAUGAAUGGAAGAUAUGUUGAGCGUCGGUUCGGGUGGGAUACUCAUGGUGUGCCAAUUGAGUAUGAGAUUGACAAGAAGCUCGGGAUGAGCGGCAAAGAUGCGGUACAAAAACUUGGAAUCGCGAAGUACAAUGCCGAAUGUAGAGCUAUUGUCAUGAGAUUCGCUUCGGAAUGGAAAGAAACCAUUGAACGUUUAGGUCGCUGGAUCGACUUUGAAAAUGACUACAAGACUAUGAACACCUCCUUCAUGGAGUCAGAAUGGUGGGUAUUCAGCCAGCUCUGGAAGAAAGGCGCCGUCUAUCGUGGAUUCAAAGUCAUGCCCUACUCUACCGCCUUGAAUACUCCUCUGAGUAACUUCGAAGCCCAACAAAACUAUAAGGAUGUGCAGGACCCAGCAGUAGUGGUGACAUUUCCUCUCGUGAACGACCCAGAAACAUGUCUCCUGGCAUGGACAACUACGCCUUGGACGCUUCCCUCACACACUGGUCUUUGCUGUCACCCAGAUUUCGAGUACGUCAAGAUUUAUGACGAAAAGACGAAGAAGAAUUACGUCUUACUCGAAGCCCUUCUCAAGACCAUAUAUAAGGAUCCAAAGAAGGCCAAGUUUAAAAUCAUUAGUAAGAUCAAGGGUAAAGACAUGCUUGGAUGGCAGUAUGAGCCUCUAUUCGAUUUCUUCUAUGAAGAAUACAAGGAUAAAGGUUUCCGAGUGUAUAACGAUACUUAUGUCACUGCAGACAGUGGCGUAGGAAUAGUUCAUCAAGCACCGGCAUUCGGCGAGGACGAUUACCGCGUAGCAUGGGAGGCCGGAGUUGUAUCCGAGUCCCGGCCACCUCCGAAUCCCGUUGAUGACAGUGGUAUCUUCACAUCUGAGGUUGGGGAGUUCGCCGGCAAGGGCGUCAAGGCCGCUGAUAAGGAGAUCCUAAAAGCUCUGAAGGCCAAAGAUAGAGUUCUGGUAGACAGCACGCUGAUGCAUAGUUACCCAUACUGUUGGCGAUCGGACACCCCGUUGAUAUAUCGUGCCGUUCCAUCUUGGUUCAUCAAAAUCCCGGACAUCGUUCCCCAGAUGCUUGAAAAUGUCGCAGGAUCACAUUGGGUGCCUUCCUUCGUCCAGGAGAAGCGUUUCUCAAAUUGGAUCGCUGGUGCAAAAGACUGGGCUGUUUCUCGGAACCGGUAUUGGGGAACACCACUUCCGCUAUGGGCGAGCGAAGAUUUCAAAGAGGUUGUCUGUAUCGGCAGCAUUGAGGAGCUAAAGACUUUGAGCGGGUACCAAGGAGAGAUUACUGACCUUCAUCGCGACAAAGUGGACGAUAUCACUAUCCCAAGCAAAAAUGGGAAAGGGGUUCUCCGUAGAGUUGAUGAAGUGUUUGACUGCUGGUUCGAGUCUGGCGCUAUGCCUUACUGUUCGGCCCAUUACCCCUUUGAAAACGUGGAGCAAUUUGAGAAGUCAUUCCCCGGAGACUUCAUCGCCGAAGGUCUGGAUCAGACUAGGGGGUGGUUUUACACACUCACAGUACUGGGCACUCAUCUCUUUGGGAAGCUACCUUUCAAGAAUUGCGUUGUUAACGGCAUUGUUCUGGCGGAAGAUGGUAAGAAGAUGUCGAAGCGACUCAAGAACUAUCCCGAUCCAAACCUAAUCAUGAACAACUAUGGUUCUGAUGCUCUUCGACUGUAUCUCAUCAAUUCACCAGUUGUUCGCGCAGAAACACUCCGCUUCAAGGAGACUGGCGUCAAGGAGAUCGUAUCGCGAGUCUUGCUUCCGCUCUGGAAUAGUUAUCAGUUUUUCGCCCAGCAGGUUGCUCUCCUUAAGAAAAUCGAGAAUAUAGAUUUCGUCUUCGAUCCCAAGGCCGAGGAGACCAACACGAACGUUUUUGACAAAUGGAUCCUCGCCAGUUGUCAAAGUUUACUGAAGUAUGUCAAUGAAGAGAUGGCUGCGUAUCGUCUCUACACAGUCGUACCAAAGCUUCUUGGACUUAUUGAUAAUACGACAAACUGGUACAUCCGAUUCAACCGCAAACGUCUCAAAGGCGAGAAUGGCACCGAAGAUACACGGCACGCUCUCAACACUCUUUUCGAAGUAGUAUACACCUUGGUUCGUGGUCUUGCCCCAUUCACACCUUUCAUUGCCGAUAACAUAUAUCUCCGUCUACUACCCUUCAUACCUCAAGAACUGCAGGCCCAGGACGCACGUAGCGUGCAUUUCCUGCCAUAUCCAGAAGUUCGCCAAGAGCUCUUCGAUGUGGCUGUCGAGCGUCGCGUUGGUCGUAUGCAGACUGUCAUCGAUCUAUGCCGUCUCUGUCGUGAGAGGAGAGCCAUUGGUCUUAAAACACCUCUCAAGACACUUGUCGUCAUCCACGCAGAUGUACAAUAUCUCGACGAUAUUAAAGGACUAGAAGGUUACAUCACAGAGGAGCUCAAUAUUCGGGACCUCGUUCUCUCUUCAGACGAGGACAAAUAUGAUGUCCAGUAUUCGCUUUCUGCCGACUGGCCCAUACUAGGCAAGAAGCUAAAGAAAGAUGCACAAAAGGUCAAGAAAGGCCUGCCGAGCUUGACAAGCAACGACGUUAAAGAGUUCGUGAAGAGCGGCAAGAUUACCGUUGAUGGUAUUGAUCUCACAUCUGAAGAUCUCGUGGUGCAUCGCGGAUUGAAGGAGUCGGAAGCAUCGAAGACACAGGAAUUCAACACUGACGGUGAGGCACUUGUCAUUCUAGAUGCCGCCAUCUAUCCUGAAUUGGCACAAGAAGGCCUGGCUCGUGAAAUGAUCCGACGUGUGCAAGAUCUUCGCAAAAAAGCUGGUCUCAAUGCGACGGACGAUGUUGGCAUGGAGUACAGCGUGUUGAAGGACCCUGAGAACAUCGGACUCGAGCAAGCAUUCGAAGAUCAAAAGUCUCUAUUCGAAAAGGCGCUGCGAAGACCUGUUGACAGACUCCAGGCCACACAGGCCGAAGAAAAGAUACCCGAGAAACAGGAAGAAGUAAUCUUGCAGGAGGAAGGCGAGAUUCAGAAAGCUACUUUUCUACUAAGGCUUAUCAGGCUUUGAGACGACUAGCAUGAAUGAAAAAGUAAAUGUACCAGCUUGUGACUUGAAUUAUUCACACCUAUCAUGAAGAAAGAUAGAUAGAUAGAUAGAUACAAAUCCUGACAUUGAUUCUGACACCUAGA
Molecule: messenger RNA, 3547 nt
Organism: Pseudovirgaria hyperparasitica
Lineage: Eukaryota; Fungi; Ascomycota; Dothideomycetes; Acrospermales; Acrospermaceae
Exons: 1
Coding region: 189-3425 (1078 amino acids)
Biological process (GO): isoleucyl-tRNA aminoacylation
Molecular function (GO): ATP binding; aminoacyl-tRNA deacylase activity; tRNA binding
Source: RefSeq, a predicted model, not a curated record